CAAGCGGUUAGAUUCUGCGUGUAAGCGUCUCACUCUCGGGCUCAGAUUUCAUCUGACUUAUAAAGCAAAGACCAAAGUCGUCCCUUGGGCUUUGGACUCACUCUCGCUUGGCGAAAACCCUACACUCCUCCCAAGUUUCACUUGGUUUUGGUCCUCCGUUUCGAUCGCUAGUUUGUCUGACUCAUCUUCCUUCGGUACUUCCUCUCUACUUGUUUCCGAUUACGGCUUCAUUGUGUGCGUCGGGGUGGACGAGGAUAUUUACCGAUCUGUUUUCAUAGUGAUACCAAAGGUGGGCACUGAAGCAAGACAUUAUUCACUACCAGCACCUCUCUCCGUUGCCUUCAAUCAAGUUUUGUAAGGUAUUUGCUUAAUAUGAAACAACAAGUCUUCAACAAAGCUAAUGUUAAGAAGAAUGUGGAGAAUCUGCUUGAAGGAUCUAGUAGACCAGAGUCAAGUGGCAAAAAUGCUCACCUGUCAACGAAUGCCAAAUCAAGAUUUGAUAAGAGAUCCCAGCCUAGUAAGCUUAAAAUAAAAAAGAAUAAAGGACUUUACCAGAGAAAGAAUAAAGCAACAGUGGUAGAGAAAGAAAUUUCUCACCAUGGGAAUGAAUAUGACAAGAAACGAACUUCACAAGACAGUCAACAGAAGAGAACUGCUGAUGAGCAACCUAUGGAGAACAGCAAGCAGGUAGCCAAUAACAAUGAGGAUAGUCAAAAUAAGAGCACUAGUGAUAAACAUUUUACCAAGCAGAGCCAUCAUGCUCAGAAUAGUAAGUUGAAGAGUAACGAGUCAAAUAAGAGUAAACCAGAACAGAAGAACAGAGGAGAGCAUGGAAAGUCAAACAAGGGUGCGAAUUAUAAAACAAAUAAAGACGAGCAAAGAAGCACAGAGAAGGUUCAUUUGAAUGAAGGAAAGAAAGAAAAGCUUGGUGGCUUAAUCUUCAUGUGCAGUGCAAAAACAAAGCCAGACUGUUUCCAUUACCGAGUUAUGGGUGUUUCCAGUGGUAAAAGGAUGUUGUUUUAGGAGUCAAGCGUGGGCUUAAGCUUUUUCUUUAUGAUUUCGAUCUUAAGCUAUUAUAUGGGAUAUACAAGGCUACAUCUUCUGGGGGCAUGAAACUUGAACCCAAGGCGUUCAAUGGUUCCUUUCCUGCUCAGGUCCGAUUCAGCAUUGAGAAGGAUUGCCUCCCACUGCCCGAGAGCAUUUUCAAAAGGGCUAUCAAAGAAAAUUAUGAUGAAAAGAACAAGUUCAAAACUGAACUUACUGUCAGGCAGGUUAGGAAACUCACAGAGCUUUUCCGACCAGCAGCACGUCAUUCAACUAUGCAGCCUAGUCACGCCCCUCCAAAAGUAUUAGCUUACGAUAGGGAAGCUUCUGACAGUGUUAAGGGACAAUGGUCUCAUUUGCAUAGGGAAAGAUCUGACCGAGAUCCCUAUGCAAAUAGCCAUGGGACAAGUUAUAAUGCUCUGCCGCAUGAAAGAGAACGGCGUGAUUUAUUUCUGACUGAAAAAGAUUAUCGAGCUUAUGGUCUUCAAGGAGAUAGGCGAAAUCUGACUCCCCCUUCUCAUGUGAAUCCCAUACUGGAACCAUACAAGAGAGAUCAUGGAAGAGAGCACCUUCAUCAACUGGACUCUAUCUACAGGGAUGACGUCCCAUCACAAUCACAUGUCGAAAGACUUCGCACUGAUCCUCUGUAUUUAAAUGAGAGGGAAUACGAUGCUUAUGGUCAUCGUGUAAGAGAUGACUACCGAUAUGGUGCGUCAUUGAGGGACCCCUAUUCUCAGCCUUCGUAUGGAUAUGAAUUCUCUUCAAGCUCUUCAGUUGAUGGAAGAACCAUGAGCAGGGAUGAUGACUUGCACAGGAGAGAAACCAUUCAAGAUAGGCCAUACUCAACAUAUGCUGCUGGAGCUUUGCCAGAGUAUAAUCAGAUGCGGCACUAUGACCGAGCCCAGCCAGUAUCCAUGCCGGCGCCAGUUUCUUCUCGCUAUGCAUUCGAUGGGCCUUCACAUUCAUAUCGGUAACUUGAAUUUGCAUUUGGCUUCCUGUUGUACUCCUCAAGAUUGUUUUACUUUGUAAUUAACAAGACAUCAUGACAAGAAGCACGUGGCCGAAGUAUUUAUCAGGUACCACCUGAGAAUUGGGGAUAGCAUGAUUUACUAGUUGUGUCUGAACUGUGAAGCUGUAAACAUUGCAUGUGUGCUUGCCAGUUGCUAUUGAAAAUAGCCUACUUAUGCCGCACGCGUGCGUGAGGCUAGGAAAUUUUCAAGGCUAUUUCAUGUAUUUAGUAAUUUUACCUUGCUGAUUGGUAAGCACACUUUGUAUCUAUAUAUUAUAAUUACAUGCUUGUUUGAUGAAUA
Molecule: messenger RNA, 2354 nt
Organism: Prosopis cineraria
Lineage: Eukaryota; Viridiplantae; Streptophyta; Magnoliopsida; Fabales; Fabaceae
Exons: 5
Coding region: 1110-2018 (302 amino acids)
Source: RefSeq, a predicted model, not a curated record